This is a messenger RNA of Medicago truncatula (barrel medic), 2338 nucleotides long. RefSeq lists its product as uncharacterized. The record is from RefSeq and is a predicted model, not a curated record. Bases 145 to 1818 code for a protein of 557 amino acids. The transcript is spliced from 3 exons. NCBI's taxonomy places the organism in Eukaryota, Viridiplantae, Streptophyta, Magnoliopsida, Fabales, Fabaceae.
GCUAUGUGAGAAGAAAGCUGAGUUUGUAACUUACUUAACAGGUUAAUAUUCUUUCUACUUCAUGACACACGGCACUCUCAACUUUCAAACACAAAACACUUUGAAUGUUUUUUAAAAAUUGAAGUUUAAAUUUUCAAGUUAAAGAUGGAAAGAAGAGAAAAAUGUACGGAGAAAAGAGAAGAAGGAAUAAUGGUGGAAAAGCUGAAACUUGUGGAGAAGAGAGGAGGAAGAGGAAGGUCUUCAAGUUCAACACCACCACCCACUUGGAGACUUGUUGACUUUCCUUCUUCCCAACAACAACAGUUCCUCAACUUUCCCACUUCAAAAACACUCUCUGCAAGAAAUCUCUGUGCUAAACUCUGGGAAUUUCACUCCCACCACCAUGAGCAUCCUCCCUCUCACCAGCCAGCAUCUGCUAGAGACUCGAGAAGACGUGUUCAAGCAUCAGUUGUUCAGCAGGGUAAAUCAGUUGACAGAAAUGGUUCGGCUCUACAGUCUGUGGCCCCUGCUAAUUGCCUUAGCUCGAUGGAAGUUACACAAGAGUCAUCCAGAGAGUUAGUCAAGGUUCUCGACCGUAGCUGGCGUCUUGAAGAACAGGAUGCGUUGAAUAUAGCAAUAGUGAAAGCUCUGAUAAUGGAACUAGAUCUUUCUCAAACACAGGUAAAAGAGUUACUACAAGAAAAGAAAAUGAAUAAGCAGGAAAUAGAGAGCUUAAUGAAGAAAAUAACAGAAGACAAACUUGUUAACAAGAACAAAGAGCAUGAAAAGAUCAAAGCUGUAGUUCAAUCAGUCAAGGAAGAGAUUGAAGAUGAAAGGAAGUUAAGAAAGCAUUCAGAAAGCCUGUAUCAGAAACUGGCUAGUGAGCUUUAUGAAGUGAAGUCUUUGUUACGUGGUACUCUGAGAGAUCUCGAAAGAGAAAAAAAACAAAGGAUCCUUUUGGAGAAUUUGUGUGAUGAUUUUGCCAAAGGAGUAAGAGAUUAUGAACACGAAUUACGUUCUAUUAUGCAUAAUAGUGCUGAUAAGGAUCACAUUAAAGGUGAUAGCCUUGAUAGGCUAAUACUUCACAUUUCAGAGGCUUGGCUUGACGAGCGCACGCAAAUGAAGCUAGUUCAAGAUGGUAUUGGCAGUGAUCUCCUAGAGACACAUUCAAUAGUUGACAAGUUACAUGUUGAUAUUGAAACAUUUCUUCAUACAAAAAGAUCUAUUGACUUGAAGAGAUAUAAUUUCCCCUCCAUUAAAGAAGUCAAGGAAAUUCACCCUUGCCUACCUUCAUUGGAUUCCUUUCAACUAAAGGAGACAAUAAAUUCACCUCAUAAUUUUGCCGAGGAAGCUUCCAUUGGUACCAACAAGUUUGAACAGAAAAGGACUGCGGAGAACAGACUUAACAAGUGCUUUGUUGAGGGGAAAUCAAGUGAAAUUGGAAGGUACAACAGAAAUCUAUUAAAUGCUCCUAGAGAAACAACUUUGUGUGAGACAGUACAAGGUCCACCAGAAAAUGAUAGAUGCAGGACCAAUAGAAAUAAUUCAUGUCACAGCCUUGAACAGUUAGUUGGAAACAGUUCUUUGUCAUCAGAAGGUGAUAAGGUAUAUCCUGAGAGUAUUUGCAGGGAAGAUGCAUGUGUCCAUUCUUCAGUUACAGUUAAGGGUAGUCCUGUUAAACAGUGGAAAAAAACAUUGUUUGUACCUGAUUUUGAUAAGUCUCAGUCUACUAACAAAUUGCCUCGGGGAGUAAAAGACAAUACAUUUAUGGCAAAACUGCUUGAAGCAAGGUUAGAGGAUCAUAAAUCUCGCUCUAAGCCUAGUAAAAGCUCUUUUUGAUCAACAACUAAACAAGUUUAUGAUGAGAACAUUGGAAUAUUAAUAGUUGCAAAUGUAUUAUUACAUUCUAAGGGGCUACAUAUAUAUUUAAUUCUAAUUCUAGAAUUAACCUUUUGUAGAAUAGAAUCACAUUGUAAUUAUGGUUGGUUAUAACCUGUUCCUUGCUCACCAGUAUUUCCUAGGGGAUUGAGAAGACAUGUUCAAGGAUCCGUUGUUAAGCACCUUAGAUCAGUUGAAACUUGAUUUUUUUUUUUUUUUUGCUGUGGUUACAGCUUGUGUCUCCUGCUAGUGACAGUAGUUCGGUGGAAGUAAGUAUAUACAAAUAUAGAUAGGUUCCAUUUGAAUUUAGAGAAGUUCUAUGACCAAGUAUGAAUUUGAAGGAUGAUUCAAACUCGUUUCUUUGGUUUUUCCAUUCAAGGAUUGCCAUGAUAAAUUUCCUCUUUAUGUUUCUGUACUCCACAAAUAUAGUUGUUUUUUGUGCUAGCUGAUUGGUGAAUUAUACAAAAAAUAUUAAAUUAAA